AUGAUACCUUAUAAAUCAUUAUACGGAUUUCCAGACAAAUGCUCCAAAAUAAUUGAAUAUAAAGAAGUCACUGAAAAUGAACUACGAGAAAAGUAUCGAAACUGUCAAAUGAAUUUCCUGGAAAAAUGGCAGAUUACUAUGAAUCAAUAUUACACCGAAAGCUUGAAUUUUUGCUGUUUUGUAUAUGAAGUUUUGGAAUGUGAAAGCAAAGUAUUGUCCGAAUGCGAUUUGGAUUAUUCCGAUCGGAAUGAAAGAGAGACAAGACGAUUAUUUGAUAAAUCAUGCCAACCGAUCUUAGCAAAAAAUUCUUGUGGCAAUAGUAACAAAAAUGAAACUAAUUGGUUCCAGAUAGUAGGCAUAGUUAUAGCGAUUGCUGCAUCGGUGGUGUCAUGUAUACUUGGAAUUCGUUAUAUAUACAAUCGUUUCAAGAAAAGUCCUGAAUUAAAAUUACAAAUGGAAGCAAAGAAUGCUUACAAGAAGGACAAAUUCGAGCAACUUUUAAAAUUAGAAUUAGCUCGCACAACAUAUGAUGAAGAAGUAGAUAAACGCGACAGUCAAUGGAUAGAAAAAAUGACUGAAAUUAUUAUAGAAAAAGAAAGAUCAAAAAUUUCUGGAUUAGUUAAAAAGUUGGGUGCGUUAGUAGGUAUUGGGGGAAAUAAAAGUGAGCCUAAGAAAGAGAAUGGAGCAGUAGCCUAUUUAAAAAAGCAAGUCGCUAACCUAUUUGGAAGGAAUCCGGAAAAACAAAAGAUGAAAAAGUUGAAAGAAAAAAUCUGGUCAAAAAUCAAUGAAGAUUCGAAACAAGAAGAAUUCUGGAAAGAUUUCAAUAAAUACUCAGAAUCAUAUAACCAAUCCAAUCUGACAGAAAAUAAAAAGAUGAAACUAGAUGAGGAAAAUAUAAAAAAAAUAGAAGAAUUGGCCCGAUCAGAAGCGGAUUUACAGUAUGACGAUAUCGAAAAAGAUAAUUUUUUACGAAUAACUGAUCGGAAAUUUUACAAAAAAAUAAAAAAUAAGCCUUUUGCAGAAAGGGAAUUGAAAAGAAUGAUAGAGGCUCGACAAAUUCACGACGAAAAAGCGGAUCCAUUUGUCGCAAAAAUAAUCGAAUCACUAAAUCAAGAACAAGUAAAUAUUCAUCAUGAAAUGCUGCGAAGUAAAAACUUUGCACAAAUCGAAAAAAUGGAUCAACUAAAUGAUUGGACGAAACGAUUGAAACAAACCAGAACAAAAAUCCGAAGCAAUCGUCCAGAGUAUUUUGCUAUGACACCUGUAUCAGUUGACAAUGAAAUUCCCAUGAUCGCUGAUAUAGAAGGGACAGUAAAAAUUCCACCAAACGAGUCGCAACAAGUCAAAAAAAAAGGAUUGUUUAAUUGGCUUCCUUUUAGAAAUUCAUCGAAUUUGGAUAAUAAUGUACAGGAGAAAUUCGAAACAAAAACAGCUGAUCAUGAGAUAGAAGGGACAGGAAAAAUUCCACCAAACGAUUCGCAACAAGACAAAAUGCAACAUGAAUUCUCACCAAUUGAGGAAGAAGUAAUAAGUGUACAAAAAUAUUUUCGGGAUGUAAUGGAACAAAAAGAUCAAAACUUAAAUGGACUAUUGGAACCAUCAAAAGUUUUGUAUGAUCUAAAUGAUGAACAAUUAAUUAAUUUAACUCAACUUCCACCUGAACCGCUUAGACGAAAAGAAAUAAUUUUGUACAAAUCAGUAAAUGGAAUUCCAAUAUUCUCGGAAAUAGCAAAGAACUCAUACAAAAACGAUUUUAAAUAUCCAUACUAUGGUCUUAUUGCUGAAGAAGCAGCUCUUACUAAACAAUGGGACAUUAUACAAGCACAAUUCAAUGAAAAACGUGAAGAAUUAAAGCCGAAACGAACGAAACAAAAUCUUUUUGGAAUGAGAAAUAAAAAAAUGAUGACUGAAUCCGAAAAACAAAGAAAAUUAAAAAAAUAUGAAAAAGAAUUUAAAUCUCAAUUUGAAAACAAAGCAAAAAGCACUGGCUAA
Molecule: messenger RNA, 1992 nt
Organism: Dermatophagoides pteronyssinus (European house dust mite)
Lineage: Eukaryota; Metazoa; Arthropoda; Arachnida; Sarcoptiformes; Pyroglyphidae
Source: RefSeq, a predicted model, not a curated record